CUGCUGCCAGUCAUCUCUGCGAAGUUAACCGAAACGCACGCUCCGCGGCUUAGCGGACAAUUCAACAAAAUGUACGAGUAUCUAAAGCGUUUUGUACUGACAAAUCUUUUGACAUUGUACUACACAGGAGUGGCAUUAUUUUAUUGCGCGAUUACAUAUUUAAAAAAUCCAUUUUCAAAUCCAUGGGCUGUAAAAUUAAAGUUAGAACCGCCACCGCAAUUGACGGAUCCUAAGUAUGGAGUGCACAAAUACAUAAAAGUUAAUAAUACAAAAUUACAUUAUGUGGAAAGCGGCGAUUCCUCCAAACCUUUGAUGGUUUUCCUGCACGGAUUUCCCGAAUUUUGGUAUUCAUGGCGUUAUCAAAUACUCGAGUUUCAAAAGGACUAUUGGUGCGUAGCCGUUGAUAUGAGAGGCUAUGGCGACUCAGAAAGACCAGAAGGCGUUGAACAUUAUAAAAUGGAACUGUUAGUUGAAGAUGUAAGGGAUUUAAUUCGUCAGCUGGGACGCGAAAAAUUCAUGCUGGUUGCCCACGACUGGGGUGGUUUGAUCUCAUGCGAAUACCGCAAUAAGUACCCUGAGACGUUAAGUGGUCUAGUCUUGCUAGCAAGUGCUUCUCGCACGGCCUGGUUUCAAGAGGUUUGGACCUCAAGUCAUCAAAGACAACAGUCCUGGUAUGUGUUCCUGUACCGCAUGCCUAAGGUUCCGGAGUUACUUUUUUCCAUAAACGAUCUUCAAGUUUAUGACCAAGUCAUGGUAUUCCCGGGCAAGGCGACAAACAAGGAGGACAUUGAAUGCUAUAAAUACUGGUUCCGUAAGCCAUUUGCCCUCACUCCGCCAAUAAACUACUACCGAGCGAACUUCGGCGUCGACUGGCCUGAAAUUGUGGAACACAAAGAAAACGUGCCCAUGCUAGUUGGCCUCGCCGAAAAAGACAAUUAUCUUACCCCAGGCCUACUAGAUACUAUGAAAAAAGAAUACUCCUGCAUAGAGACAGCGAUAGUCAAGGACACCGCCCAUUUCCUUCAACAAGAGGAUCCUGACAAAGUCAACAACCUCAUCAGAGAAUUUCUUUCAAAGCAUAAUAUUUGAAUUGUACAAGUUCAUCUAAGUCGCUGGUCGGUCGUGGGUCCGAAUCAAAUUGUAUCCCAGUUUCUGAGGCCUGGCCCACUUCCUGUAACACCCAAGAUCUUUUGCAAUUGUUGUAGUUCACAGCCAGUUGCAUCGUUUUCCAAACUGCCAUAUUUUUGUAUUGAAAUGGCCCACAGAACGUCUUGCAUGAGAUUAAUAAAUUAAUUAAUUUACUACGUACCCAUUACCUACAUAUGAAUUAUUGUCGAUGUGUUCUUAUACCUAAGUAACGUGUGUAUAAAUAUAAACAACAUUGUAGUCAAUAGUUUUACCUAUAAUAUUACUUUUAUCUGAAUAUGAUACGUGUAUUUGAGAUGUCGAUGUUGAAGUAACUUAUCUUAUUUUCUUUGUUUGUUCAUCAUUGUAUCAUUAGUAUAUUCGUUUAUUUA
Molecule: messenger RNA, 1517 nt
Organism: Trichoplusia ni (cabbage looper)
Lineage: Eukaryota; Metazoa; Arthropoda; Insecta; Lepidoptera; Noctuidae
Product: epoxide hydrolase 4-like
Exons: 6
Coding region: 70-1089 (339 amino acids)
Molecular function (GO): hydrolase activity
Source: RefSeq, a predicted model, not a curated record